AUGGCAAAUACAACAACUGGCGAUCAGAACCCGAACCCGAGCUCAAACCCGGCCCUCAACAUGGACCAAACCCACCUUCUGAUGCUGCAAAUCAUGGAGCUACGGAACGAAGUAAAGAAGAAACAAGGAUCCAGCGAGGAUUACGUGAUGAAUGCACUCGCUACUCGUCUACCAGAAUUCGAUCAGAAUCCCAACCCGAGCCCGAACACGGACACGAUCCACUUUCUAAUGAAGCAAAUCAUGGACUUGUGGAAGUCUUGUCGAGAACCCAUGGCUGAACUGACGAAGCAAGAAUCCAACGAAGAGUACAAAGACUACCUGGAACUGCAGAAUCACAUACAGAUGAUCGACAAAGCCAAGGUUCCUCAGGUCAGCGUGAAUCAGAUGAAUGAGAACCCGCAAGUCAACGCGAUGCAGCGAGACGAGAAGCGGGAGCCAUUCAGCAGUCACAAGCCCAGAGCACAUCUUUGUAUGAACUGCGGAGCGAAGACCCAUAGGACCAGGAAGUGCGAGAAGCCGAUCACUGAAUGCAACUACUGCAAGAAGCGUGGACAUCUAGAGAGCCCAAACCACUCCCUAGCCAUCCGUAUAGCUUUGGCGUUGACUUCCGCAAUGGUGAUGUCCAUCUAA
Messenger RNA from Cylicocyclus nassatus, 630 nucleotides. NCBI's taxonomy places the organism in Eukaryota, Metazoa, Nematoda, Chromadorea, Rhabditida, Strongylidae. The record is from the annotation of a GenBank genome assembly.